Eurypyga helias (sunbittern) is the source of this 3165-nucleotide messenger RNA. It is a transcript of the gene NEK9, whose product is annotated as NIMA-related kinase 9. Lineage: Eukaryota; Metazoa; Chordata; Aves; Eurypygiformes; Eurypygidae. Gene Ontology annotation, cellular component: centrosome. The transcript has 21 exons. Gene Ontology annotation, biological process: protein phosphorylation. Gene Ontology annotation, molecular function: protein kinase activity; protein kinase binding; ATP binding. The annotation marks the transcript as partial. The record is from RefSeq and is a predicted model, not a curated record.
GAUGACUCACUUGUAGUGUGGAAGGAGGUGGACCUGACCCGGCUGUCAGAAAAGGAGCGUCGUGAUGCUUUGAACGAAAUCGUUAUCCUUGCCCUGUUGCAGCACGAGAACAUCAUCGCGUACUACAAUCACUUCAUGGAUAACACCACGCUGCUGAUUGAGCUGGAGUACUGUAAUGGAGGGAACCUCUACGAUAAGAUUCUGCGGCAGAAAGACAAGCUAUUUGAAGAAGAGAUGGUGGUUUGGUAUCUCUUUCAAAUCGCGUCAGCUGUGAGCUGCAUUCAUCGGGCAGGAAUCCUCCACAGAGAUAUAAAGACAUUAAAUAUCUUUCUAACCAAGGCAAACCUGAUUAAACUGGGAGACUAUGGGUUGGCAAAGAAGCUGAACUCUGAGUACUCCAUGGCUGAGACUCUGGUGGGAACUCCGUAUUACAUGUCCCCAGAACUCUGCCAGGGUGUGAAGUACAACUUCAAAUCAGAUAUCUGGGCAGUGGGCUGUGUCAUCUUUGAGCUGCUUACUCUGAAGAGGACCUUUGAUGCUACUAAUCCCCUGAACCUCUGUGUGAAGAUUGUACAGGGAAAUCGCGCCAUGGAGGUUGAUUCCACUGUCUACUCCCGGGACCUGAUCCAGAUGGUGAAUUCCUGCCUUGAUCAGGAUCCAGAGAAGAGACCCACUGCAGAUGAAUUGCUUGAACAUCCCCUCCUCAGCAAACGCAGGAGGGAGAUGGAAGAGAAAGUCACGCUGCUUAAUGGGCCAAAUAAGCGACCACGGUCAAGCACCAUGAAUGAGGCUCCCAUUGCAGUGGUGACUUCGCGCACUAGUGAGGUGUAUGUUUGGGGAGGGGGAAAGUCCACCCCCCAGAAGCUGGAUGCCAUCAAAAGUGGCUGCAGUGCACGCCAGGUGUGUGCUGGUAACACUCACUUUGCUGUGGUGACAGUGGAGAAGGAGCUCUACACCUGGGUGAAUAUGCAGGGGGGCACAAAGCUGCACGGGCAGCUGGGACAUGGAGACAGAGCCUCUUACCGCCAGCCGAAGCAUGUUGAGAAGCUUCAGGGAAAAGCCAUUCGCCAGGUGUCCUGCGGAGAUGAUUUCACAGUGUGCAUCACUGAUGAGGGCCAGGUGUAUGCCUUUGGCUCGGACUAUUACGGAUGCAUUGGCGUUGACAAGGCUUAUGGCUCUGAAGUGCUUGAGCCCCUGCAGCUGGAUUUCUUUCUUACCAACCCUGUGGAGCAGGUCUCGUGUGGAGAUAACCACGUGGCAGUGCUGACCAGAAACAGAGAAGUUUACACGUGGGGCUGUGGAGAGUAUGGGCGCUUGGGCUUGGAUUCAGAAGAAGAUCACUACACCCCUCAGAAGGUGGAUGUUCCAAAGACUUUAAACAUCGUGUCCGUUCACUGUGGCUGCGAUGGGACUUUCCUGCUCACCCAGACAGGCAAAGUGUUGGCAUGUGGACUCAACGAGUUCAACAAGCUGGGCCUGAAUCAGUGCACGUCGGGGAUAAUCAACCAUGACACGUACUGUGAGGUGCCAUACGCCACUUCCCUUACUUUGGCCAAGCAGCUGUCCUUCUACAAGAUCCGUACCAUUUCUCCAGGGAAGACACACACAGCUUCCAUUGAUGAGCGAGGCCGCCUGCUGACCUUCGGCUCCAACAAGUGCGGACAGCUUGGUGUUGGGGACUAUAAGAAGCACCUGGGAAUUAACCUGCUGGGAGGCCCCUUGGGGGGUAAGCAGGUGAUCAGGGUUUCCUGUGGAGAUGAAUUCACCAUAGCUGCUACCGACGACAACCAUAUCUUUGCCUGGGGUAAUGGCGGGAAUGGGCGCCUGGCAAUGACAUCAACCGAGAGAGCUCAUGGCUCGGAUAUUUGUACCUCGUGGCCUCGGCCAAUAUUUGGAUCGUUGCAUCACGUUCCAGACCUGUCAUGCCGUGGCUGGCACACCAUCAUCGUUGUUGAAAAGGUGUUGAACUCUAAAACAAUCCGAUCCAACAGCAGUGGCCUGUCCAUUGGCACUGUGGCUCAGAGCUGCACAACUGGAGGAGGAGAGGAAGAGGAUAACGAACAGGAAGCAGAGACCCCCAAUCCCAGCGGAGGCUUUCGGGGAACCAUGGAAGCAGAUCGCGAGCUGGGGGGCUGGAUCAGCACCACAGAAGAUAAGGGAGGCAGCAGUGGUGACAGCAGCUCCUGCCCCGGCUGGCUGCGGAAGGAGCUGGAGAACGCUGAAUUCAUCCCCAUGCCUGACAGCCCCUUUCCUCUGAGCAUGGCAUCUUCAGAGCCUGAGAAGGAGACUCUCCCUUACCAGAAACUUCAUGGACUCAAAGUGGCCUCUGAGGAACCUGUUGGAUUAAACAAGCCCAAAACAGAGUCCUGGCCUACUUGCCUGAGUCCGACCUUGCCGUGCAGUGAAGGGAAGGCUGCGUCUCCUGGUGCGGGCUGCGUGUGCAGUGCUCUGCAAGGGGAGGUGGCGCACCUCCGGGGCCUGGUUUUACAGUGUCUGGACGAUCAGCAGAAGCUGCAGCAGGAAACCAUUCGUCUGAGUGCCCAACUCCAGCGGUUCUGCAGGGAGACGGAGGGAAUGCAGCAGGUGGAGGUUCAUUCCAAAGGAACACAGACAGCCAAAGAGGAGAUGGAAGUGGAUCCGAAACCUGAUUUGGAUUCAGAUUCCUGGUGUCUCCUGGGAACGGACUCGUGCCGCUCCAGCCUCUAGUCUCCUGAGCCCACUGGGAUCCAUCUAACUUCACAGCACACUAACCGAUUGCAGAGAGCGGCUUUCCUGGCUUCAGGUCACUCGCAGACAAGGAGCGAGGCUGGAGGCUCCAGAGCAGCACCCAUGUACGUUUGAUAUGAACUAGGAGUGAGUUUGAGAGGGGAAGGGCCCCUGAGCUCUAGGCCAGCUCAGUGAUUGAAGCAGCAGCAGCUCCUCUUUGUACCUUAUUUGUCAAUUCUGCAUGUGAGGCAGAACGGCCCCGGUAUGGCAACGGCUCCAGUAGCAGUUUGCAGCCCUUUCAUUGUUUCACUGCUUCUUGGGAGCUGCCUUUGGGACCCCAGUAUUCAUCACUGCAUCUCUGGAGGAGAGGAGGAGACAUGUUUUGUACUGAAGCUGGCUGAACCCUAAGACUCGCCACCUUCACUUCAGAGGGGUGAAGGAUUAGGAUCCUUUCCCUGC